UGCCAAGCCUGGCAUUAAUUUUCCUUCCAAGCUUGCUAGGCCCAUGAAGUAAACAGCCAUGUGCAUUCCUUACUCUAUAUUUAACAGCUGCAGCCUGUGCUGGGGGCAACUGCAACAGAGGGGAACCUUUGUGGCUUCCCAAAUUCACAGCUUGUGAGGGUGGGAGUGGGGGAAGCUCUCUGCGGGGACAAGAGGGAUUUCUCUCCUUGCCGGUAUUUGCAAAGCAGGUUGCGUUAAGGAGAGACUGCAAUGCCAGCAUCCCAGCCACGCUCCAGGGCCAGAGACAGGAACAAUGUCCUCAACAGGGCUGAGUUCCUGUCCCUGAACCAGCCCUUGAAGGGCAACCAGGAGGGCAGGAGCUCCAGCAGGAAGCAGAGCGGCCAGGCCGGGGCAGCCGGCGCCCAGAGCGGCGGCCCCAAGGAGCGGCGGCAGUCGCAGCAGCUGCCCGAGGAGGAUUGCAUGCAGCUCAACCCCUCCUUCAAGGGAAUCGCCUUCAACUCGCUGCUGGCCAUCGAUAUCUGCAUGUCCAAGAGGCUGGGGGUGUGCGCCAACAGAGCCUCCUCCUGGGGAGGUGCCCGCUCCAUGAUCAACCUGCUGGGGAUAACGGGGCACGGCAUCCCCUGGAUCGCGGGCACGCUCAUCUGCCUGGUGAAGAGCAGCACGCUGGCAGGCCAGGAGGUCCUCAUGAACCUGCUGCUGGCCCUGCUCCUGGACAUCAUGAUCGUGGCAGGUCUGCAGAAGCUGGCCAAGAGGAAGGGCCCCUACGACAUCACCCCAGGCCUGUUGGACUACCUGACCAUGGACACGUACGCCUUUCCCGCCGGGCACGCCAGCAGGGUGGCCAUGCUCUCCAAGUUCUUCCUCAACCACCUGGUCCUGGCCAUCCCUCUGCGCAUCCUGCUGGUGCUCUGGGCCCUCUGUGUGGGCCUGUCCCGUGUGAUGAUCGGGAGGCACCACAUCACCGACGUCCUCUCCGGCUUUGUGUUCGGCUACCUGCAGUUCAGGCUGGUGGAGUUGAUAUGGAUGUCUUCCAACACGUGUCAGAUGUUGAUAUCCAUCUGGUGAACGUGGAGGACUUGGAAGCUAGGAGAUACUUUGAGAGUUCCCCACCCCUCCCAGUAUUUUCUACGUGUUGUUUGUUGGAAGCUGUUGUAACUUCCAUGAGUAGUGAUGUUUUUUAAUGUUGCUUCCCCACCUUUAAAAAAAAAAAAUCUUGUAAUGGAUUGGGUUUUAGAAAUCAAGGGCCUUACCUGUGUUUUGGCCAUAUUCUCUGUUUGGACAGCAGCCUUAUUAAGCUUUACAGGUGAGAGAAAUGAGCUCCAUGUCUGCCUUCUUUAGGUGGUUCACAUUGGCACCUUGGUAUGUCCUCAGGAUGGGCAGUGCCUGAGAGCUUCCUGAGAACACAUUUGUGAACUUUUUAGAGGAUAAAUUAUUUUGGCCACAGUGCUUUUUUUUCUUUUUGUAAGCCCAGCAGUUGUGUCUUGUACAGAGUCAGGACACUGCUGGUGCUUUACAGAUAAUAAAUAAUCAUAAAAAUCC
Messenger RNA from Melospiza melodia melodia, 1539 nucleotides. It is a transcript of the gene PLPP7, whose product is annotated as phospholipid phosphatase 7 (inactive). NCBI's taxonomy places the organism in Eukaryota, Metazoa, Chordata, Aves, Passeriformes, Passerellidae. Bases 250 to 1065 code for a protein of 271 amino acids. Gene Ontology annotation, cellular component: nuclear envelope. Gene Ontology annotation, molecular function: sphingosine-1-phosphate phosphatase activity. The transcript has 2 exons. The record is from RefSeq and is a predicted model, not a curated record.